AUGUGCAAAGUACUUACGACUCUGUUCCUGUUUGCAUUCGUACAGCUAGGAGCUGGCUACAAUGUGACUAUGCUAAAAUCAGUAUUAGAAGUCAUAUCUUCUCGAGAACAGUGGACAAAUACAGCAAUCUUCGUGGAAGGCAGUACGAAAAGGGAUGAUCUCAAUGGUCUGAUCAUUUGGCUGCAUCAAACAAUGGGAGUUACUACCGUAGCAACGGAUUCAUUUUCACAACCUGAAAAGCUAAGGCCUCUUGGCCAUUUUAAUCUCACUGAAAACAAUGCCAUCAGUUUGUUCUUUUGUAAUGGAAAACAGGACAUUGGAUGGUUUACACUGGACAGUAGUCUGAGAAAAUUGAGACGAAGUCGUUUGAUUGUCUUGCUGACCUUCCAAAGUGAUUCCCAAAAUGAUAUUUACUCCAUAUUCAAAACACUGUUCCACUAUCAAUUCCUCAAAGUUAUUGUCCUGCAUAGGGAUCAAAUUUACUCCUACACUCCAUAUCCGGCAGUGCGAUUCUUUAAGCUCAACAUUAAUUCGAAUCCGCUCUUUCCCCCUGCAACCACGAAUUUCCAGGGAUAUGUGGUGUCAACUCCAGCGGAGAAUGAUAUUCCAAGAGUGUUUCAAGUUCAAGAUCCAUUAACAAAGCGAAAGCAGAUGCGAGGAUAUGCAUAUCGUGCCUUUGUAGAGUAUUUGCAUCAUCAUAACGCCUCGCUACACUUGACUAACCCCGAUGAAGAUCUUGGCCCUACAACUAGUGCGAAUAUAAGCCGGAUUAUACAGAUGAUAAUAGACGGAAAAUUGGAAAUCUCCCUGCACCCUUACGUUAGCACCCUGGUCAACACCGUCAAGAGUUAUCCGCUACUCAUAUACCAAACUUGUUUAAUUGUGCCAGUUCGAAACGAGAUUCCUCGACACAUGUAUCUACUGCGACCAUUCCAUCUGAACAGCUGGUAUAUUCUGUUUUUCGGAGUGAUAUACAUAAGUGGUAUUCUCUAUUGGCUGACUCCGAGUGUUAGCAGCUGGGCUCAGCGCUUGGGUUUGAGUUUUCUGGAUGCCGUAAGCAAAAUUAUUUACAUAAGCUCACCCAUAACAAUGUACAGACCAACAUGGCGCCACUGCGUCGUUUUUAUACAACUAACUAUCCUGGGAUUCAUUACUACAAGUUGGUACAACAUUGAGUUGGACAGCUUUUUUACCGCCUUGGUAGUGGGGGAGCAAGUCAAUAACAUCGAUCAACUUGUCCAGCAGCAGCAAAGGGUUCUGGUCAAGGACUACGAAGUUAAAACUAUUUUACGCCAUGUGGAGCCAAGAUUAGUGGACAAAGUGAUUCCUCUGUUGGUGGCAGUUAACGCCAGUGAGCAGGUAUCCGCCCUUCUCAGUUUUAAUCGCAGCUACGCCUAUCCAUUCACCGAAGAACGCUGGGAAUUUUUCGCUAUGCAACAACAGUAUGCAUUUAAACCGAUAUUUCGGUUUUCACCCGCAUGCUUGGGAUCCCCACAAAUUGGUUAUCCCAUGCGCAUUGACAGCCACUUUGAGUCGACCCUCAACAUGUUCAUAAUGAUGAUUCAGGAUACGGGACUGCUGCAUCAUUGGCUGAUCUCGGACUUCAACGAUGCAAUGCUGGCUGGAUACGUGAGGUUUCUAGACAAUGUUUUGGGUUUUCAAGCUAUCGAUCUGAACACUUUGCGAUUGGGCUGGUGUGUUUUGGGAUUCGGUUGGAUAUUAUCUGCUUUGGUUUUCUCUUGCGAGCGCUGGCACAUUUUGCUUAACUUAGCUAAUAAAUAAAUGGUUUAAAGAUU
Molecule: messenger RNA, 1796 nt
Organism: Drosophila rhopaloa
Lineage: Eukaryota; Metazoa; Arthropoda; Insecta; Diptera; Drosophilidae
Gene: Ir51b
Exons: 1
Coding region: 1-1782 (593 amino acids)
Source: RefSeq, a predicted model, not a curated record